CACUGGGCAUUGAUAAAUGCAAUUUAAAUUUGAAAUGGCUUUUGUGUGUUAUCGGUCAUUUUUGUCUAGUAUUUGCGUGGUAUUUUUGGUGAUACCACAUGUCAAGGGGAAUAUGGGAAUGGCAGAUAGAUGGGGAAGAAGAGGAAAAAGGCAACUAAUCUAACUAAAACUAUGGACAACUACGGACAUGCAAAAACUACAGAAACAACAGGAUUGACAUCUACAACAAAUACAUUGAUGCAGACAAGGAGGACAAACAACAACGGAGCACCGGCAGGCAUAACAGACGCAAUGCGAACAUUACGCUGUAUACUGGCCGGCUCUGUUGUCCCCCUGUGUGUUGUUUAUUGGCGAUGGCUGGAUUGGUGGUGUUGGCGUGCAUCGUGGGCAAAGUUGGAGAUGGCGAGCGGCUCUAGUCCGGCCGCCCACGUUGCAUCUGUCAGGUGCUUAUCGGCGUUUGAAUGUUGUUUGUGGCGACCCUUGUCUGGUUGGUGUUGGCGUAAAACAGCAGGAUUUGCUGGCGUCUGGCGGCUCAACACCAGGCCAUCCCGCCCUCACAUAAUUGGCAUGAGAGACGGGUGCGACCCAGUGGAGCGGCAACAGGCGCCAGCAUCUGCGUCGUCGUUUGGAAUGGCAGCUGUGAGCAGGUAUUUACGUGACGUCAUUGUGAUGGUGUGGUGUGGUGGCAGCGUCAUCGAAAGGGGCCUCAUAUUCCGCCCAAUUGGCAGAAGAUUGUCAUUGUUAAUGGCGAGGCAGCUUCUUGUUGGUCAGCUCUGUCUGGUGAUUGGCAGUGGCUGGCCUCUGGACUUUUGUUGGAUUGGCGGUGGUAGUGCUGCUGAUGAGGCCUCCAAAUUUCGCCCAUUUUGCCUCAAGAGAGUUGCAGGAGUGGUGAGGCAGCUGCUGUAGGGGCAGCUCUGUCGGUUCAAUGGCGGGUGGCAUUGGCAUUAAACUUCUGCUAUUUGGCGCAGUCAGUAAUCGCCGUAAAAUCCGUCGCUUUCGAAGUCGCCGCUGGAGUGACCAUUUAGAAACCUACGUAGGUCCUCGUAAGGCUCUUCAUCGGUCCAUUGGCUGUCGUCGUCAAUGUCCAUAUCCGGCUCACCGUCCGAUAUGGCUACUGCUGCUGCUGUAUUGGCUGCUGGUUGUGGUGGCGGCGGGUGUGUAGGUGGUGUUGUCUG
Messenger RNA from Drosophila pseudoobscura, 1175 nucleotides. RefSeq lists its product as uncharacterized. The transcript has 7 exons. The record is from RefSeq and is a predicted model, not a curated record. Bases 130 to 906 code for a protein of 258 amino acids. NCBI's taxonomy places the organism in Eukaryota, Metazoa, Arthropoda, Insecta, Diptera, Drosophilidae.